Lodderomyces theae is the source of this 789-nucleotide messenger RNA. RefSeq names its product acetate uptake transporter family protein. The transcript has a single exon. Bases 1 to 789 code for a protein of 262 amino acids. Gene Ontology annotation, molecular function: acetate transmembrane transporter activity. Lineage: Eukaryota; Fungi; Ascomycota; Pichiomycetes; Serinales; Debaryomycetaceae. Gene Ontology annotation, cellular component: plasma membrane. The record is from RefSeq and is a predicted model, not a curated record.
AUGUCGUCAACUUCAUCACAGCGUUCAGCAAAAGAGGGCCUUCAUUCGGCAAAGGAUGACCACCACGGCGUGUCACGAGUUCACGUUCACGGCGAAGGAGGUGAGUAUGUCACUAUUAAUGGCCAGAAGUAUUAUCGUCAUGAGUUGAUGGCAGCAUUCGGUGGUACGUUGAAUCCUGGUGUUAGUCCAUACCCCCAAAACAGAAUGAAUCCAGCGCCAGUUGGAUUGUCUGGGUUUGCUUUAACCACAAUUGUGUUGAGUUUGUUCAAUGCACAAGCCAUGGGUAUUGUUGUUCCAAAUGUUGUCGUUUCGCUAGCUUGCAUGUACGGGGGAGCACUUCAGUUCUUGACUGGACUUUUGGAAUUCGCUACUGGCAACACCUUCGGUUGUACUGCUUUGACCUCAUAUGGUGCAUUUUGGAUAAGUUAUGCAGCCAUCUUCAUUGAAGCUUUCGGUAUUGAAGAAGCGUACCAAAAGGAUGCCUCACAAAUGGAGAAUGCCGUUGGGUUCUUUUUGAUAGGCUGGGCUAUAUUCACAUUUGUGUUGGUAUUGAAUACACUCAAGUCAACAGUGGCGUUUUUCAGCUUGUUCUUCUUCUUAUUUAUUACAUUUGUGUUAUUAGCUGGCGGCGCGUUUUCCGGUCACGUUGGUGUGACUCGAGCUGGAGGUGUUUUUGGCGUCAUUACUGGGUUCAUUGCGUGGUAUAAUGCAUUCGCUGGUACUGCAACCAAAGCCAAUUCUUAUAUUGUUGCCCACCCUAUUCCGUUACCUGCUUUCAAAAGGGAUUGA